AUGUUGUCAAGUAAAAGUAUACGGAUGCCUCAGUUGAUUGAAGAGCCUGAGAAUAACAUUCACGUGUUAGCUAACAAUCUUUCGAGAAGCUCGACUUUUGAACAAAUACACAGCAGUAAUAGUAGUAGCGUGAGUGCAACAAGUAACAUGGAUGGGCGACGUAUUUACUGUUCCGGCCGGGAUCUUCAUACCAUUAGUGCAGAUGUUUUUGCCUAUCCAGACAUAUCCUAUUUGGAAUUGAGUCCAACACGUGAAGCUUGCCUGAAUUUUCAAUUGAAUGAAUUACCAGCUGCAGUCGGUCGGUUAACUGAAUUACGAAUCCUCAUUUUGGAUACAAACAAUCUGCAUAGUUUACCAGAUGAAUUGUGUAAUUUACGUGAAUUGCUUAUACUUGUGCUUUCAAAUAAUUUCUUAACGACUCUACCAAAUGCUAUUGGUAAUCUAGAGCAAUUGGAAAGUCUUCAUCUAGCAAAUAAUCGUCUUCGCGAUUUACCAGCGUCACUUUUUCAAUUGAAAAAUCUGACAUUUCUUGAUUUAACAAGUAAUAAACUACGUCAAUUACCAGAUGAGAUCGGUCAAUUAACGGAACUGCAAUCACUGUUACUUUAUGACAAUCGUCUGCGUUUACUUCCCGACUCAAUCGGUAUGUUGAAAAAUCUAACGACGCUGUGGAUUGGACAUAACCGAUUACGUACAUUACCACGCACUCUAACUCAACUGAAACAACUCGAUUGGAAACACAACUAUUCCUCGACAAUACUCGAUGACAAUCCAUUGGUCAAUCCACCAAUAUCGGUUUGUCGAUCGGGUUUUGCUGCUAUUGAUAAAUGGCAUCAGAAGAAUUCAUCAGUAAAACCAUUGAAUCUGCAUGACAUACGAAAACCUAAUGAUGUUAAGCAGAAUAUCGAUACACAAAGUUCAAUAGGGGAUGAUACAACAAGUCGAUUUUCGGUACGAAUCUCAACGGAAUUUUAUCCGUGA
Messenger RNA from Adineta ricciae, 981 nucleotides. NCBI's taxonomy places the organism in Eukaryota, Metazoa, Rotifera, Eurotatoria, Adinetida, Adinetidae. The record is from the annotation of a GenBank genome assembly.